UUUGUUGGUAUUAAUUUGAUCUUGUUCUUGAUGCUAACGGUUGCAGUUGUGGAUGGAGAACUACAUGGCAUCAAUGAGUCCACCAUCACCUUCAUCAUCGACUUUAUCAUUACAAUCAGACGAUGAUUUGUCUACAGAAUAUAGAUCGUCAUUGCUGACGCGUUCGCAGCGGUUUAAUCUGAAGCUUCUCGCGCUGUAUUCAAAACACAAAUGCCUGUGGAACUUCAAACACGUCGACUUCUUUAACACCGCCAUGCACAAGAGCAUCUGGGCGGACAUCGUCCGACAGCUGAACACGAAGCGUACGAUUACCUGGCAGUUCUGUCGCCGUCGCAUCAUGGAGCUGCGCCACUACAAUAACCAAUAUCGAUUGCAGCAAUUACGCUUGGACAGCAACCUCCCAAAUGAGUGGUACCAUGUUAGGGAUGUUCCAAUGUCGUUGCCACUUGACGGGACUCGAGGGCUGGAGCUGCUGCCGAAGGAGAGCUAUAAGCAUUGUUUCUAUUUUUUAAAUUCCCUCUAAGCUCCUUCCAGCCAAUGAUCUUCUUAAAAUCUUAAC
Molecule: messenger RNA, 559 nt
Organism: Drosophila miranda
Lineage: Eukaryota; Metazoa; Arthropoda; Insecta; Diptera; Drosophilidae
Exons: 1
Coding region: 53-523 (156 amino acids)
Source: RefSeq, a predicted model, not a curated record